This is a messenger RNA of Aspergillus bombycis, 1545 nucleotides long. RefSeq names its product transcription factor domain-containing protein. NCBI's taxonomy places the organism in Eukaryota, Fungi, Ascomycota, Eurotiomycetes, Eurotiales, Aspergillaceae. Gene Ontology annotation, molecular function: zinc ion binding; DNA binding. The record is from RefSeq and is a predicted model, not a curated record. The transcript has a single exon. Gene Ontology annotation, biological process: DNA-templated transcription. Bases 1 to 1545 code for a protein of 514 amino acids.
AUGGACCUCAAAACCAAAAGAUUAAGAAUACGUCUGUGGUGGAGCUUAUAUUCCCGGGAUCGUCUCAUCUCCUUGGGUAUGAGACGCCCUACGCAAGUCAACGAAGGAACCAGCAACGUCCCAAUGUUGAGACUCGACGAUUUUGAGUACGAAUCUUUUCAUCCAUCCGUUAUUAACAUGUUCCGUUGUCGCCAACUGGAGGACCCAUCCCACCAGAAGCGUCUGGCGACCAUGUUCAUGGAAAAAACUAAACUUUGUCAAUGCAUCGGUCGCGUGCUCUUCGCCCAGUACUCUCCGUCGCAGCGCCUGUUCGGCAUAACUAAUCGGACCACUAUUACUCUAGCCCCCAGGCAAGCCUCAGAAUCGGAGUUGGCCCGAUGCAGUCAACGACUUGACUCGUGGGUUAACUCCCUCCCAAAGGAUGCACAGUUUAUCCCUGCUUCAAAAACGAACUUUAACGAUGGAGAAGAUGUCUUACUUCUCCACGGUGCCAUGGUGAGAAUGCUGUAUCAUGCUACUAUAAGCGCCUUAUAUCGACCGUGGGCGUAUGGGUCCAACAAGGGCCAGAGCAAAUCACGCAUCGAGUUGACCAACACCGCUCGGUCAAAGAUGCACGAUGCAGCUAUAGGGAUUACACAAAUCAUCCAAGGCCUGAACCAGCUGAACCUCACUCAAUUUUUGCCACAGUCUGGCGUGACAGUCAUCAUACCUGCUACUGUGCUACACCUCGCUAACUCUAUGUCUGAUAACCCUACGGUGCGAGAAGCCAGCAUACGUAACUUCCACCGCUGUGUCCAGGUUUUGCAGGGACUGAAAGAGCUAUAUCCAGCUGCAGAUAUGGAAGUUGCCAACAUCGAAGCCGCCGUUAGAGUCCAGUCAGACAGCGCGAGUACAUUACUCAAAAUCAUGCAAUCCAACAGUAUCAAUCUAAGCCAGCCACAACCUGCCGAGCCAUAUCGGAGGGGGAGCGAUGUUGCCACUAUACAGACAUUAUCCCCAGCUGAAGACCGAACACCAGAGCAUUGGGUCUCGCCGAUAGAGACAGACACCGUGAAUAAGCCACACAACCCUGGUCCAGAGCCCCCCAAACCCAGCCCCGUCGACCAAAGGUCGAAGCAGAACAGUACUGCAAUCAGUACAGCAGCCAACAAUACUAGUACCUCCCCAUCUAAGGCUAAGCAAGAUUACCUUACCCCUACAAACGACUUUGACGAUCACUUCAGCUCCGCCUUCAACACUCAUUCUCCUCUGCCUGAACCCUCAUUCAAUCCGUCAAACUUUCUCGAUAUAGACUCAAACAACACUGAAUUCCCACUCUUCCAGUCGUCGAGCCAUCCGGAUAUUGAUAUCGACUGGGCAGAGGACUUCUUACGAGGAGCAGAUUUCAAGAUUGACUUUUCUAGCUCCUCGCUAGAGGACCACAGCAGAGAUUUCUUCUCGUUCCCGGAUAAACAGGAAGAAAACUCAAAUGCUCCUAGGAAAGAAGAGAUCACAGGUGAUUUGGAUAAAGACCUGGGGCUUAACUCUGGUGAUGAGAUGUUUUAG